Molecule: messenger RNA, 2193 nt
Organism: Cynara cardunculus var. scolymus (artichoke)
Lineage: Eukaryota; Viridiplantae; Streptophyta; Magnoliopsida; Asterales; Asteraceae
Product: 3-ketoacyl-CoA synthase 10-like
Exons: 3
Coding region: 167-1963 (598 amino acids)
Biological process (GO): fatty acid biosynthetic process
Cellular component (GO): membrane
Molecular function (GO): acyltransferase activity, transferring groups other than amino-acyl groups
Source: RefSeq, a predicted model, not a curated record
GCCGGGUUAGAGCCCUAAAGAUCUGCCAUGGGAGGUGCACGUUGUGGAGCCAUGGCGGACGCAAGCUUUCUUGUUAGGGUUUGUGAGUAAUUGUACAUGCAUAUAUACGCAUGCAAAUUUGAGUUUGAUUCCCAAACAGCUUUCCCCAAACCCCAUUGCAUCAAUCAUGAACUUGAAGUACCAAUUUAAUGCAGUUUCUAAUCUUCCAACUACACUCCCUUUAGUUCGUUGUCCUUCAUUUACUCUUCCCAACCCCCUUAAAUUCAACCACUCUCUAUUCUUCCCCAUACCCACUUUUCAUCUCUCUCUAACCAUGGCCCCUACCGGAGAACACCACCUCCUCUCCACGGAGAUCGUCAACCGUGGUAUUGAAUCCUCUGGUCCUGACGCCGGUUCCAUCACUUUCUCUGUCAGGGUUCGCCGUCGGUUGCCGGAUUUUGUCCAGUCUGUGAAUCUCAAAUAUGUGAAGCUAGGUUAUCAUUAUCUAAUCAACCAUGCCAUCUACUUAGCCACCGUUCCGGUGCUGGUUCUGGUGUUUAGUGCUGAGAUCGGAAAUCUCAGCCGGGAGGAGCUAUGGCGGAAGCUCUGGGACAGCACCGCCGGAUAUGACCUGGCUACUGUUCUUGCUUUUUUUGCUGUUUUCGUCUUCACUCUCUCCGUUUAUUUCAUGUCUCGCCCUCGAUCUAUCUAUCUCAUUGAUUUCGCCUGUUUCAAACCCACCGACGAUUUGAAGGUAACGAAGGAGGAAUUCAUCGAGCUCGCAAGAAGAUCUGGGAAAUUUGACGAAGAUAGCCUUGAAUUCCAGAAGAAGAUGCUUCAGUCGUCGGGUAUCGGCGAUGAGACCUACGUUCCGAAAGCCAUAAUGUCACCGGAAAACAUCUCCACCAUGAAAGAAGGGAGGGCAGAGGCCUCAAUGGUGAUAUUCGGAGCACUAGACGAACUCUUCAAGAAGACGCGGAUCCGUCCAAAGGACGUCGGAGUACUGGUCGUAAACUGCAGCAUCUUCAACCCAACGCCAUCGCUGUCUGCUAUGAUCAUCAAUCACUAUAAAAUGAGGGGAAACAUUUUGAGCUUCAAUCUGGGCGGGAUGGGGUGCAGUGCCGGAAUUAUAGCCGUCGAUUUGGCGCGUGACAUGCUUCAGGCAAAUCCCAACAAUGUUGCGGUGGUGGUUAGCACGGAGAUGGUAGGGUACAACUGGUAUCCUGGCCGAGAUCGGUCUAUGCUCAUCCCAAACUGUUAUAUCAGGAUGGGUUGCUCCGCCGUGUUACUUUCCAAUCGCGGCCGUGACUACCGCCGCGCCAAGUACAGACUUGAGCACAUCGUUCGUACACAUAAAGGAGCUGAUGACCGAUACUUUAGGAGUGUGUAUCAAGAGGAAGACGAACAACGGUUUAAAGGGUUGCGGAUCAGCAAAGAUCUGGUCGAGAUAGGUGGCGACGCUCUCAAGACCAACAUCACGACUCUAGGUCCCCUUGUCUUGCCAUUAUCCGAGCAAAUUCUUUUCUUCGCGACCCUCGUGAAGCGGUACCUAUCUGGUUCCAAAGGCAUUGCUACAACCACCAACGGCUUGCAGACCGUAGCGCCUUCUUCCUCCUCUGGGACCAAGCCCUACAUCCCUGACUACAAGCUGGCAUUCGAACAUUUCUGUGUCCAUGCUGCUAGUAAGACAGUCGUCAACGAGCUCCAACGUAACCUCGGCCUCAGCGAUGCUAAUGUGGAGCCGUCUCGAGCCACCCUCCACCGCUUCGGGAAUACCUCGAGCAGCAGCAUCUGGUACGAGCUCGCGUAUCUCGAGGCAAAAGGACUCGUGAAACGUGGUGAUCGUAUUUGGCAGCUAUCGUUCGGGUCGGGGUUUAAAUGCAAUAGUGCGGUGUGGAAAUCGGUUCGUCGCAUUAAAAAACCUACAAGCAACAACCCUUGGCUUGAUUGCUUAGAGAGGUACCCUUUUGAGGCACGUUCUUAGAGUAGCCACAUUCAAGGCCCAAAGUUUGAUUAAAUUACACUUGGAUACCUUGUAUAAAUAAGAGGUUAAAAGCUUCUCACAUCCUAUGUUGUAUCCGAGAUUUAUAAUUCUAUGUUGUAUCAACUUUUGUUUGUAUUUGAUUUAAUGUUAUCCAUUUCCGAAGAAUUUGUUGAUCGGCUUUUGUAGUGUGUCCUUAUCUAUCAGUUGUUAAAUUAUUCUAUAUUUGGGUG